Messenger RNA from Biomphalaria glabrata, 2620 nucleotides. RefSeq lists its product as uncharacterized. NCBI's taxonomy places the organism in Eukaryota, Metazoa, Mollusca, Gastropoda, Planorbidae. The coding region runs from base 96 to 1934 and encodes 612 amino acids. Gene Ontology annotation, molecular function: zinc ion binding. The record is from RefSeq and is a predicted model, not a curated record. The transcript has 3 exons.
GGUAGACAUAGUCACGUGAUUUGGGCACGGCAGACAUAUUGGUGGUAAAAAUCUGGUUUCUAUGCACAAUCAACAAACGCUUUUAGGCACUUACCAUGGAUGAGUCGAGCAAAGAAAGAUAUUUAAAGAAAAUUUCAGAAAUCAAUAAUAUUGAUCCUUACACUUUGAAAGCAAGCCAGUGUAUUAAAGAUAACGAUUUGCUGCCCUCCUUGUGUUAUCCAGAUCUUUUCACUUAUCUUGUUCUACAACAAAGUGCUUACACAAAGGAUGAAUUCAAGGCUUACAAGAGUUUAGCAGCUUACAACCAGUUCCUAGAUGGCUGGGUUCAAGAGGUUAUGGCUUUUAAACCACACAACUGCCUAAAUACUGUAGUACUAGCAAAGGUUCUUCACUCUCAGCGGCUAGCAGAAAGGGUAUUGCAGCCCUGGAUAGUAAUAAAUCAAGAGGGUAUUAUUGUAUCAGCCCACUGCUCCUGUAUAGCUGGACUUGGCGAGUCCUGCACUCAUGUGGCAGCAACUUUAUUUAUGCUGGAAGCCAACACCAGACUCAAAGAGAGUAAGACAGUUACAGGCGUGUCAUCUUACUGGAUGAUUCCAUCGGGGCUUAAAAAAGUUUUGCCGACUAAGAUUUCUGAGAUUGACUUCACCUCAUCGAAAACAAAAAAAGUUAAGUUUGAUACUCUUGUGGACAACACCACUUCUAAAAAUACAAAUUCAAAGGCUAUUAAAUCCAAAGAAACUAUAAAGCUUACUAGCCAUUCUUUUAAUACAUUUAUUGAAAGUUUACAUAAUGACAGUUGCAAUUCUGCAACCUUAUCUGUUUUACCCCAUUAUCAAGAGUCUUUUCUCAAUAAAGUUAAAUAUCCUGUUCAAAUUAUUUCUUUUAGAAAUGAGAAUUACUGUAAUGUGACAUUUAACCAAUUAAUGGACUAUUGUCAAACAAUUGACAUAAAUUUUUCGGAUGAAGAAGCAAAAAGAGUAGAAAAAGCAACAAGAGGUCAGUCAGAUUCCAAACUUUGGUUUUCCAUGCGCGAAGGUCGAAUCACUGCUUCAAAAGUCUAUGAUGUUUGUCAUACCAGCAUUAAAAAACCUUCUAUUACAUGUCUAAAUUCAAUUAUUUCCUAUCAAGGGUGUAAAGCUACAAAAGCUAUGCAGUAUGGCACAGAAAAUGAAAAAAAUGCAAAAUUAGAGUAUAUUGCUAAUAUGCAAAAUCAUAUCAACUUUAAAUUGAAACAAUGUGGACUUUUUAUUCACAGUAGCUAUCCAUUUCUUGGUGCAUCCCCAGAUGCUAUUGUAAAAUGUAGUUGUUGUGGAAAAGGUUGUGUUGAAAUAAAGUGCCCCUUAAGUUUAAGUACGGGUUGUAAACAAAUUUCUGAUUUGUUAGGAGAAGCUAAUUUUUGUUUAGAUACUGUAAAUGAAACCAUACAAUUAAAACGUCAUCAUAGAUAUUAUUAUCAAGUACAAACACAGAUUUUCAUUUCAUGUAGUGAAUUUUGUGACUUUGUGGUGUGGUCUCCUUUUGAAUUUUUUAAGGAAAGAAUAAUCCCAGAUCAUGAACUAUGGUGCAAAAUACUCGGAACGAGUAAAAACUUUUUCAUGAAUUGUGUUUUACCAGAAGUUGUAGGUCUUUAUUUUACUAGAAACAAAGAAAUAGAGCCACCCACCAAAACUAAACAUGAUGAUAACAUUUUACUUGAUAGGUCUAACACACUCGCUAGUGCCACACCUAUUUGGUGUAUUUGUAAAGGGAAGGAUGAAGGCAAAAUGAUUAAGUGUGACAAUUCCCAAUGUUCUAUUAAGUGGUUCCAUUUUGAAUGCAUACAUUUAAAAAGAGCACCAAAGGGAAAGUGGUUUUGUUCUGAAUGUAAAACACUACCUGAUUGUGUAAUAAAAAGGAAAAAAGCUAAGUCCAUAGUAAAUUUAAAUGAUAAAUAAGAACAGAUAAUAGCUUUUAAAUAAACAGCUUAAAAUAUUUUUUUAAAUGUUUAUUUCAAUUGUAUCACAUUUGCCUGUUUGUGACAUAUCAUUAUCUGUUAUCCUAACUCUAAUUUGUAACUUCAAAAUACUGGUACAUAUUUUUUUUUUGUCACAUAGCUCAUGUGCUUAUGCAUGUAACAUGUUUAUUUCAUGUGUUAAUUUGAUAACUGUUUUGUAUAAAAAAUGUAUUUACUCAUUUUUUUGAAAUUUAUAAUUUUCCUUAAAAAUAUUUAUGCUUCAUUUAUUUUUUGGAGGUAUUUACCAAUGCAUAAUCAUCAGAUUAGCAAUUUUUAUUUGUACUGAGUCUAUUAAAGUGUAUUAUAGUAUAAUUUGUUUUAAUUUGUUUUGAAUACUUUAAGUGGAAGUUAGUGUUAUGACAUUUACAGUAAGCAACUAAACGUCAAUGAAACUUGACAACACAGGUUUAAUUAAAUAAAUCACAAAGCAAGGCGGAUAUCAACAACCAUCAAAACAUUCUACUUUCUCUCCUUCUUGCAUUCAUUUCAGUCUCUAAAUAGAGCCACUAUAGAAUAUGGUUAUUACAAUAGCAUAAUGUAAAUUUAAACAAAAAUAAUUUAAAAAGUAAGGUAUUUCAAACAUAAAUAUAUACAUAAAUACAUAUCAGGUAAAAAAAAAACAUAAAA